Molecule: messenger RNA, 771 nt
Organism: Neltuma alba
Lineage: Eukaryota; Viridiplantae; Streptophyta; Magnoliopsida; Fabales; Fabaceae
Product: protein PELPK1-like
Exons: 1
Coding region: 85-471 (128 amino acids)
Source: RefSeq, a predicted model, not a curated record
GAUCCUCAUCAAAACUCGAACCAAAGCAUUCUCACAUAUCUUCCUCCAUUCUUCUUCUCCUCCUCCUCCUCAUCAUAACCAGCCAUGGCUUCUUCUGGGAGGUCCAUCCUCGAAACUUUCCUUCUGGUUCUCACAUUCUCAAGCAUGAUGAUGAGUUCCAGCAUAGAAGCUCGUCGUCUUCUUCAAACAACACAGCCUUCGAUGCCAAACAUUCCUGGAAUUCCAAGUAACUUGCCAAAACCUACAGGAUUUCCACCUUUGCCUUCAAUCCCAAUGAAUAACAUUCCGCCUUUGCCCACAAAUCUCCCAAAUAUGCCAAAACCCAAUGCACUUCCUCCUCUUCCUUCUAUGCCUCAGAUUCCAACAGUCCCACAGGUCACACUUCCUCCAUUGCCUAACAUUCCCUCUAUUCCCAAAAUCGCAAACAUUAUGCCCUCCAUCUCAUUCCUUUCUCCUCCUCCUUCUAAUUAAUCUCAGAACGUGGUCAUGUUAUUAAUUAGUAUCUUCAUUCUGUGUUCGGUUACUUCUUGGUGCGGUCGCAAAACUCAGAAGCAUAUGCCAGCAUAUACUUCCUUUACAUAUAUAUUGGCUUAUUUCUGUAUGUUAUAUGUCUCUCUGUUGUUUUUCUUUUUGAUUUGGUUUGAACUUUGAAAUAGGGUUGCAUCAUUGAUAUAUGAGUCUGUUGUUAUUGAUUGUAAAUAAUUUGUUGUGUUAUAGAUAUAUAAGUAAUAGAUUUUCAUUUAUUAUGCAAUAAUAUAAUGCGGUACUAUG